AAAUCAUUGUCCAGUUGUCUAGUACUCAAGUCUGAGGUUCCUUUGAAGAUCACACUCUGAAAUUCGAACCAAUUAAUUUCACAGUGUGUCUCUGUGUGUGUUUUGGACUCGAGCUUCUUCAACAAUGCCUCUCUCUCUCCGGAUCACUCCAUCUCCGACAACUUCCCGUUACUCUUCGGCUUCUGCUACCGGCGGCGGUGGCGGUGGCUUUUCCCCUGUGAAGCACUACUGCCGGAUCCCGAAUUCCGGCGUCCCGAAGAAAAGCGGAUUCUGUUCGGUUGGUGGUGUUUUAGAUUCGGGGAAGACGAUCGGAUCCUGUGUGGUGAAGUGUAGCUUAGAAACAGUGAAUGUCAAUGUCGGCCAGGUGACGGAGGUUGACAAAGACACGUUCUGGCCAAUUGUUAAAGCCGCCGGUGAAAUGAUUGUUGUCCUCGACAUGUACACUCAGUGGUGUGGUCCUUGCAAAGUAAUGGCUCCCAAAUACAAAGAGCUAUCGGAGAAGCACCAGGACAUGGUGUUUCUUAAGCUUGACUGCAACGAAGACAACAAGCCGUUGGCAAAGGAACUAGGAAUUAGAGUGGUUCCAACUUUUAAGAUCUUGAAGGACAACAAGGUGAUAAAGGAAGUGACUGGAGCAAAAUUUGAAGACUUAGUUGCAGCCAUUGAAGCGGCAAGGUCAGGCUGAGUCUCUCUCCCUCUAUACAUAUAUAUCACUCCUGCUGUAAAGUAUUAGGAUCAUUCUCCAUCUUCAUGUAAUUGGUUUGGUUCUAUGUAUGUAAACUCUCUGUAGUUCCCUAAACCGGAAUCGGUUUUAACUUAACAGUGUAUGUAUAAAUGCUCGAAAGUUGUGAAAUGUGAUGAGCUAAAUGUCUAUGUAUCAUACGUUCAUAACCAGUGGUUUGGCUAA
This is a messenger RNA of Eutrema salsugineum, 907 nucleotides long. RefSeq names its product thioredoxin F2, chloroplastic. Bases 125 to 685 code for a protein of 186 amino acids. NCBI's taxonomy places the organism in Eukaryota, Viridiplantae, Streptophyta, Magnoliopsida, Brassicales, Brassicaceae. The transcript has 3 exons. The record is from RefSeq and is a predicted model, not a curated record.